AUGGAACUAAACAAUGGCACACAAGUGACUGAAUUCAUUCUCCUGGGAUUUGCUGGUCAGCACAAGUCUUGGCAUAUCCUCUUCACAGUGUUUCUAGGGAUCUAUGUGGUCACCCUAGUAGGUAAUACUGGGAUGAUCCUACUCAUCAAGAUUGAUUCUUCCCUUCACACCCCCAUGUACUUUUUCCUACAACACUUGGCAUUUGUUGAUCUCUGUUACACCUCUGCUAUCACUCCCAAGAUGUUGCAAAAUUUCAUAGGGACAAAGCAAUCCAUCCCAUUCAGAGGAUGUGUGGUGCAAUUAUUAGUCUAUGGUACUUUUGCCACAAGUGACUGCUACAUCCUGGCUGCUAUGGCAGUGGACCAUUAUGUGGCCAUCUGUAACCCACUCCGCUAUCCAGUUGUAAUGUCCCGGAGAUUGUGCAUUAAGCUGUUACUUGGUUCAUAUGUCAUGGGUUUCUUAAAUGCCUCUGUAAACACAAGUUUUACUUUCUCUUUGGACUUUUGCAAAUCUAAUGCAAUUAAUCACUUUUUCUGUGAUGAACCUCCCAUCCUUGCACUAUCAUGCUCCAAUAUUGGCUUCAACAUCAUGCUACUAACAGUGUUUGUGGGGUUUAACUUGAUGUUCACUGUGAUGGUCGUCAUCUUUUCCUACAUAUGUAUCCUGGCUGCCAUCCUGAAGAUAUCUUCUGCUGCAGGGAGAAAAAAAGCCUUCUCCACAUGUGCCUCCCACCUGGCAGCAGUUACGAUUUUCUAUGGGACCCUUUCUUACAUGUAUCUACACCAUCAUACUAAUGAGUCUCAAGAACAAGAAAAAGUGGCUUCUGUGUUUUACAGCAUUAUUAUCCCCAUGCUAAACCCCUUGAUCUACAGCUUGAGAAACCAAGACGUGAGAGAAUCCCUAAAAGGGAUGCGAAAGAAGUGCUUCUAG
Molecule: messenger RNA, 930 nt
Organism: Cynocephalus volans (Philippine flying lemur)
Lineage: Eukaryota; Metazoa; Chordata; Mammalia; Dermoptera; Cynocephalidae
Product: olfactory receptor 5AK2-like
Exons: 1
Coding region: 1-930 (309 amino acids)
Biological process (GO): G protein-coupled receptor signaling pathway; sensory perception of smell
Cellular component (GO): membrane
Molecular function (GO): odorant binding; G protein-coupled receptor activity; olfactory receptor activity
Source: RefSeq, a predicted model, not a curated record